AAAAAAGAAACCACUAUUAUUUUCCACUUAGGACUUUUUGUACCGUUCCAAAUAAUUUAACACUUAUCAUGUUGACAUUAUUUUUGUUCAUACAAUAAAAUUCUAUUUAUUGUUGCUGGUUAUGACUCAAAUGCUAUAAUAAAAAAAUGAGGUAUUUCUAUUAAUUGUGACAUUGUCAAGUUUAGUAUGCAGAAGAUACAUUAUAUAUAUAUACUACGAUAUUCAAGCAGCAAAUUAUCACAGUACAAUCUUUUAUCAGCCUUUUUAGUUUAUUGAAGAGAAAAUCCCAAAGAAGCCAUGGUUAGCCUAUCAAGCUCAGGUUAUUACCUUCUAUUUUGCCUACUAGGCUUACUGCUUACCCAUCUCCCUUUUCAUUCAGCCGACCCAGAUCCUUUGCAGGACUUCUGUGUAGCAAAUCUUAAUGCCACUUUCUCUAUUAAUGGAUAUCCUUGCAAAUCCGUCUCAGAAACUACUUCUGAAGAUUUCUUCUUUAGUGGACUAAGCAAAGAAGGUGACACAAAUAGUAACCCUUUUGGAUUCAUUGUUACCGCUGGGAAUGUUAAGACGUUUCCAGGGCUAAACACUCUUGGGCUCUCCAUGAAUCGAGUAGACUAUGCCCCGGGUGGUUUGAAUCCUCCUCACUCACAUCCUCGUGCUACCGAGACUGGCGUGGUCAUCAAAGGGAAGCUCCUAGUUGGGUUUAUUACAACUGACAAUGUUUUCUACUCCAAGGUUUUGACUGUUGGAGAGAUGUUUGUCAUUCCCAGGGGACUUGUUCACUUCCAGCGAAAUGUUGGAGAAGGAAAGGCCAUGAGCAUCACUGCCUUCAACAGUCAAUUGCCCGGGGCUGUUGUCAUUCCCACAAAUCUCUUUGCCACAACACCACCAAUUCCUAAUCAAGUUUUGACUAAGGCCUUCCAAGUAGGAGACGAUGUCGUCAACAGCAUAAAAUCCAAGUUCGGUGGUUGAUUUAGUGGUUCUCACAAAGAGAAGUUUUCAAGUUCGAAUCCUAAAAAAAAAAAAAAGAAAAAGCAAGCUUGGUAGUUGGUGCUUGAUUUACUGCCCAAAGAUUUAUUUGUUUGUUACAUGUUCUCUUGAUUUGUUUCUCUCCAAGUGUAUCUUUGCUUCAUUACUUCUUUUAUGCAUGUACAGUGGAAAUAGUCCUUACUGAACAAUGUACGAGCUAUGUCACUUUUGGCUUCAGUCUUUUACUUUUACAUCCUUAAACUUAAAGAAUAAAUUCAAAUAAAACAUUGGCUUUACAUAUUGGAUACAUGACUUGUCUAGUAUAUCAUUCAUUAAGCUGUAAGGCUUCAGAAUGUUUGCAGCUUGACUUUUUAACACAACAAUUAAAUCUCUAUUGACAUAAUUUUUACUUAUUGAAGAUUCAGAUUCCCUACCUUAAUUUCUGGAUUAUAACUUUAAUAGCCUAGAAGAUUGUACAGAAAAAAGUUAUAGAAUUUGGAACAAAAGAUCUAGAUAAAACUUGAAAGAACAGUCUUUACUCAGCUAAAUUUAACAAAUUUUCUAUAGGUACUGAUACAGCAAGAGUACAGAGUAUCCAGUCAGAUGGUACAUAGGGAGAUUAGAUGAAUUCUACUAUCUAUCGUAUUACAAUGAUAAGAAUGGUCAUAACAUUAAGAAACACAUUUUGGCAUCAAAUACAGAAAUAAUCAAACAAGUUCCAAACAGAUUAAGAAAGAAGAACUCAAGAAUGGUCGUCUUAUGUUUGUCGAUCGAAACUACCACCAACCUGCAUAUGCAGCCAUUCGGGCGGUGAGCCUUGAGCAUAAUCCCUUGGUGCUUGUGAACCAAAUAACGAUCCUGCAGCAUCAAAUGCCUGCAGACCAAUCUGAGAUACAACUUUAUCAGGUAAGAAAUCAAGCCACUUCAAAGCAUUCUGUUGAAAUAAAUUGUAAUCCAUAAAUGAACCAUGCAUUUAUUACACAUCAAAUAAAUGAAUGACAGGGAUAAGAUUGCAUGACAUAGGGCGGCCCAAGCCCCUACCUUUGUAGUCCUAGUUGACUUUUCAUUAGUUACCCAUUUAUUAUCAACUAGUUAUUACUUACCUUGAGCUGCCAUUAAAAGACUGCAAACAAGUUUCUUUCCAUACAAAACAAGGCACACCAAUAAAUCAGAAGAGAUUUUGAGGAACGGAAGAACAUCUAAAUGAGGAAAUGGCAAUGGAAUUAUUGCUGUUUAAGUAAGUUGACAUGUUAAAAUUAACUUCUAUUACCUCUAGUCUAGGACACAAGUCCCAGUCUAAUGUAUAUGCAAUUAACACGUGUUUUGAGUCCAAGACUGCGUAUCAUCGGGAGUCGUAGGGGGAGCCACAGAAUAAAAAUCAGAGUUUUUUUACGAAGAAAAAGAAAAUGUCAAUGUUCAUGAAAAGCUUUGUUAUGUCUAUACCAAAACUACAAACACGGGGGCCUGAGAAAAGAAAGAAAUUGUAUUUCCAAAGGUUCAGAUUCAAGACUAAUAAUAAAGGAACGGGUCAAACAAUUCUACGCAAAUUGUUUGCCUUUUCUUUUUAUGUUCUUAAAUUGUUACUUUCUACAGAUGAAGACAGAAUUAUACCUAUUUGCAAUCUUAUUGGGAUGAAAUUAACAGAUUUGAACAUACACUUCUGAC
Messenger RNA from Cannabis sativa, 2631 nucleotides. Its product is annotated as germin-like protein subfamily T member 2. Gene Ontology annotation, cellular component: cell wall. The transcript has a single exon. The coding region runs from base 298 to 969 and encodes 223 amino acids. Lineage: Eukaryota; Viridiplantae; Streptophyta; Magnoliopsida; Rosales; Cannabaceae. The record is from RefSeq and is a predicted model, not a curated record. Gene Ontology annotation, molecular function: manganese ion binding.